AACCAAUAAUCAUUCCGAAUUUAUAGUAUAUGAAUAAUAAUGGAUUUAUUCCUUAGGUUUAAUUUCCUUAUGGUGGUUUUAUUCAAAAUAGUAUUAAUAUAAAUUAAAAUAUUUAAUAAAUAAAUCCAACUGUAGGUUAUAAUACAAAUAAUAAUCUUUAUUAAAAUCUAUAAUAUACGAAUUAAAACAAUUAAUAAUAAAACCAUAAUUACAAAUAAAAAUAAUAAUAAUAAUAAAAAGUUAAUAAUCCAUAAAAUCCAAUUAUUGUAGAUGAAAAUAGUUUAGAUGAUACACUUUAAUAAGCUUGUGAAAAAGGAAAAUUAGAGUUUAUUAAAGUUUUGGAAUAAUAAAUAGAGGAAUUUAUAAAAACAGAAGAAAAUUAAAGAGUAUUUUAUGAGUUAGACACAUUUGAAAGAAAAAUAUUUCAUAAAAUUUGUGAAAGAUAUGGUUUAAUAAGACCAAAUGUGCAAAAAUUAGAAAAUGGAAAAGGAAACAUUUAAAUAUAAAAAACAGAAAUUACAGCUAUACCUAAAAUAAAAGUGGAAGAUUUGUUUAUUUAAUUAUAAGAAAAUAAUCAAAAUGAUGAAUAAAAUAAUAAUAAAAAACAUAAACAAGCCUAAUAAAUAAUAAAAAUAUUAAAUAAGCAAAACUAAAAUAACUAAAAAUAACCAGAGUAAAAUGAUGAAUAAUAUCAGUAAUAAUAAUAAUCUUAAUAAAAAAUAGAUAAUAAUGGGCAAUAAGAUAUAUAAUCAAAUGAAAAUAAUAAUGAAUAAGAAUUAUAAUAAGAAGAAAAAAGAAAAUAAUACGAUAAUAAAAAAAUGA
Molecule: messenger RNA, 822 nt
Organism: Ichthyophthirius multifiliis
Lineage: Eukaryota; Ciliophora; Oligohymenophorea; Hymenostomatida
Exons: 4
Source: RefSeq, a predicted model, not a curated record